AUGGCCACUGCCCCCCCGCAAAAAAGAAGGAAGUCCCUCGGGAGUCAUCAGGACUUUCGGAGCCUUCAAGCAAAGUUCCAGGCCUCUCAGCACGAGACCGGCAAACUCUCCAAAAUAUCCCCAAAGCCCGAGUUCAACAAACUCCUCAAAAAGUUUCCACAGCCUGAGCUAGGCGAGCAUCCCAAGAAGCUCCCCCAGCCCGAGUUCACUGAUCUGCCCAAGAAGCCCUACAAACUUGAGUUCAGUGAACUCUCCAAGAAGGUCCCACAGCUCAAGGCCACUCCAUUCCCCAGGAAGCCCCUGCAGCCUGAGCUCAGCCACGCCCCCAGGCCCCCCAUAGAGCCCAAGUUCAGUGCAUUCCCCAGGAAGUCCCAGCAGCCUGAGUCCAAUGAGGCCACCCUGAAGCCCCCCCAGCCCAAGUUCAGUACCGUUCCCGAGAAGCCCCCGCAGCCUCAGGUCGGCGGUCUCCCUGAGAAGCCCCUGCCGCAGCCCGAGUCCACUGAGGUCCCCCCAAUGCCCCCUUCAAAGCCCGAGUCCAGUGAGCCCCAGCCUCACUCCUCACAGCCCAACUUCAGUACAGUCCCCGGAAAGAUGCAACAGCCUCUGCUGAGUGACCUCCCCGAGAAGCCCCCGCGGCCCGAGUGUGGUGACCUCCCCGGGACGUCCUCUGGGCCCGAGUGCAGCCUGCUCCCCAAGGAGUUUCUGCAGCCCGAGUGGUGGGGGCCGCCCUGCAAGUCCUCGCAGACCAAGCCCAGAUCUCUGCCCAGGAAGCGCCCGCAGGCUGAGUUCCUCGGUGACCUCCCUAGAAAGCCUCCACUCCCUGGCUCCCGUUCAGAGAGCUCACUGCCCACUGCCAUUGCAGGCUCCAGCCCUAGGUUCCCACUCAGCCCAGGGUUUGGCGCCAGGGAGCAGAGAUCAGGAACCCUCGCUCGCGGUGGAGGCUUGUGGCUGGGCCUCAAACCUGCCCACCCACCACGGCGGAGGCCUCUGCCCCCGGUCACCAGCCUGGGCGCCCCUCCAGCCAAGCCCCCACUGCCCCCAGGCCCCAGGGACGUCCAGAGAUUUCGGAGGACCUUGGCAGCAGGCACAGCUCUGCCGAGGAGCUCUUCUGGCCUCCAAUUCCGGGCUGGACAGCCUGAAGACAUCCCACAGGACCCAGAUGAGGCCUACGAGCUGUACGAUGACGUGGAGCCCACAGACGACUCCAGACCCAGCCCCAAGGGCAGAGAUGAAGUGCUGUCUACCCAGCAACCCCCCAGGAGGCCACCACAAGACCAAGAGCCCAGGAAGAAGGGCCCCCAGCCACAGCAGUUGCCGCACACGGACCUGAAGUCUCUGAAGCAGACCCGGAAGGCAGAGAAAGCUGAGCGGGAGUUCCGGAAGAAGUUCAAGUUUGAGGGGGAGAUUGUGAUUCAGACAAGGAUGAUGAUCGACCCCAACGCCAAGACCCGUCGCGGGGGUGGCAAGCACCUGGCAAUUCGGCGUGGGGAGAUCCUGGAGGUGAUCGAGUUCACCAGCAAGGAGGAGAUGCUGUGCCGGGACACCAAGGGCAAGUAUGGCUACGUGCCCAGAACAGCUCUACUACCCCUAGAAACAGAGGUGUACGACGACGUCGGUUCCUGGGAUCCUCUGGAUAACCAACCAUUCCCCGGGGGACGAUAAGGCCUACAAGGGUGGGGACCCAGGACAACCCACCAAUCCAGCCACCUCUUAACCGAAGGAGCCCUGGAUCCCAGUUUGGCCGUC
Molecule: messenger RNA, 1746 nt
Organism: Physeter macrocephalus (sperm whale)
Lineage: Eukaryota; Metazoa; Chordata; Mammalia; Artiodactyla; Physeteridae
Gene: PRAM1
Product: PML-RARA regulated adaptor molecule 1
Exons: 11
Coding region: 1-1662 (553 amino acids)
Biological process (GO): protein localization to plasma membrane; integrin-mediated signaling pathway; T cell receptor signaling pathway
Cellular component (GO): plasma membrane
Molecular function (GO): protein binding
Source: RefSeq, a predicted model, not a curated record